Molecule: messenger RNA, 1293 nt
Organism: Fusarium tjaetaba
Lineage: Eukaryota; Fungi; Ascomycota; Sordariomycetes; Hypocreales; Nectriaceae
Product: acid phosphatase
Exons: 2
Coding region: 1-1293 (430 amino acids)
Biological process (GO): phospholipid catabolic process
Molecular function (GO): hydrolase activity, acting on ester bonds
Source: RefSeq, a predicted model, not a curated record
AUGCUCUUCCAAACUGCUACCCUCUUGGCCGUUGCUGGCCUGGCCCUUGGUCACUCUUAUGAGCCUCCCAAGGAGCAUAAGCAGCACAAGCAUCAGACUGGCUGGGAGACCAGCUACACUGCCACCGGCACCGCUGAAGUCGCCGCUGCUGCUGCAACUGCCAAGACUAGCAGUCCUACUUCCCAUGUGAAGGGCAAGGCCUUUGAUCGCAUUGCCAUUAUUUACUUUGAGAAUGAGAACUAUGAGAAGGCUUUCGGUGACCCCAACUUCACCUGGCUCCGCAAGAAGGGAAUCACUCUCGAGAACUACUUCGGAGUGACCCAUCCCUCUGAGCCAAACUACAUGGCCGCCAUUGCAGGUGAUUACUUUGGCAUGCAGAACGACGACUUCAACCGCAACCCGCGCAACGUCUCUACUGUCAUUGAUCUCCUCGAGCACCGCGGCAUCUCCUGGGGUCUGUACCAAGAGGACAUGCCCUACUCUGGCUUCGAGGGCUUCUCGUGGGUGAACCACCAGAACGGCAAGAAUGACUACGUUCGCAAGCACAACCCCGCUGUUCUCCACGACAGCAUCGCUACGUCUGAGCAGCGCCUUUCUCAGAUUAAGAACCUCUCGCUCGUCGACACUGAGAAGUCUGUUUUCCACAAGGAUCUCAAGGAGAACAAGCUUCCUCAGUGGAUGUUCAUCACUCCCAACAUGACUUCUGAUGGCCACGACACUUCCGUUACUGUGGCUGGUCAGUGGGCACGUACUUUCCUUGAGCCUCUUCUCAAGGACAAGAACUUUAUGCAAAACACUCUUGUUCUCGUUACUUGGGAUGAGAACGAGACCUACGCUCGUCAAAACCACAUUCUCGGCAUCCUUCUCGGCGACGCAGUCCCCAAGCAUCUCGUCGGAACCAGCGACAACAGCUUCUACAACCACUACUCCGAGAUCGCCACCGUCUCCGCAAACUGGGGUCUCGACACCCUCGGCCGUUGGGACGUGGGCGCCAACGUAUUCAAGGUUGUUGCGCAAAAGACAGGUGACAAGAUCCGAAAGUGGAAGUCUCACAAGCUGGACAGCUACUUCUGGAACGCCUCGUAUGCUGGUCCCUUCAACACCAACGGUGGAAACAAGGAGUAUGUUGCGCCCAACUUGGAUCUUGAGCAUAGUUUCUCUGGACGAAAGAUCUUUGAGCCUAUUCGUGAGGAGUGGAAGAAGAGCAAGAAUCCUACUUACUACAAGGAUACUAUUGAGGUAAAUGAUGGACUUAACCCUCCUAAGGGUUAUGAGCCUGCCAAGUCUACCUAG